Molecule: messenger RNA, 1653 nt
Organism: Melampsora larici-populina 98AG31
Lineage: Eukaryota; Fungi; Basidiomycota; Pucciniomycetes; Pucciniales; Melampsoraceae
Exons: 5
Coding region: 1-1653 (550 amino acids)
Source: RefSeq, a predicted model, not a curated record
AUGGAAUGCGAAGAAGAAGAUCCCAACACGCAAACCGAUCCCAAAAUGCAAUCAUCAGCCUCCGCUGCCAACAACCCGGAUCCUGAAAUAUCAGCGCUUAUUGCUGAUAGCUUGAAGCAGCAGGCAGCUCAGUUCGAAGCCAUCAUCGCCGGCCUUCGAGACCAAUUCAAAGACCUCGGUGGAUCAUCUUCGCGCAGCAAGUCAACUCCUAAAGCGUCGACCCAGAACGUCACUCCAGAUACGUCCUCCAAAAGAGACCGUUUGAGCCAGUCUACAUCAUCUCAAAACCCUUAUUCGACCCCGACCUCGUCCUCCAAAAAGGCACCUCGUAAAUCUAAGACUCCGGUUCCGAUGCCAUCUAAACCAGUCACUCCUCCAGUGCGUCGCCGCCAUGCCCUUCAGUUAUUAUCGGGCGAGAUGCCAAGUGAUUUCAAAAGUACUAAGGAAGCCCUUUUUGUUCAUAUCAAGGUUAUGUGGGGGUUGUUCAAGGCAAACGAUGUGCCUUCCCCUGUAGAGCCAAGCCUACUCAAAGAGUUCUACGCACGAUUCUCCAAACCGGAGCAGAUUGAAGCUGUGCUGGUUGAUCCUGCAAGUGUUGAUCUCGUCGCUCAAAACGAUAUACUUACCUUGAGGUCGUUACGCAGUGGAAGUGGUAAGAUUGGUCGUGGAAUGGCUAACCUGGAUCAGGGUUACAUUCUUUACAUCCACGGUGUCUUAGCCAAAGUCGGCAUCCGUCUGAUGGCCACCGGGGCUUACAACUACAUGAAUGUCAAUUUAGAACAUGUGAACUCAAUGUCUCGCUUCAUCGCGGCUUACAAUCACUACGUGCAUUACUGGAUGGCCGGCAAGUUUAAGUCCGAGCUCAAAACCCCUGGUCGCGCCGACAGCGAAAGUGCCAGGAAGGUUAUACAGAAACAUCGUGAACGUCUUAAAAAGGCACGCGUCCUAUUUCUGAAUGAUCACCGCGGCAAAUAUCCUCCUCGUUACAAAGCUAUCUGUGAAAAUAUCCUGUCUCACAGCGACGAUGAGCAAGAGCCAGGCAAAAACUACCUUACUAUCAAGACGCUGGAGUACCGAUCAAAAAAUGCCUCGAAGUUCAUGAGACGACUAGAUAUCGAAAUGCAGAAGGCUGCGCAAGUUGCUGGCAAGGCGAGCCCCCACCUCGAACGUCGACUGCCAAAAGUGCCCGUUCCAUCAUCAUUUACCCGCGCUCCUCGAGACUUACCAAUUGACUUUUACAAAGCCAAUUGGUUUAACAAACUUCCCUCUGGUCAGAAGCGACUCAUUCCCGAUGCGACUCAGGUUGCGUUUUUACCGGACGCGUCUCAAUCUCUGUUUCCUUCUCCUCAGACCCAUCCUGAUGAACGAUUAUCUGACAAAUUGUUCACAGCCAAAUACCUCAAUGUAUACUUACCAUCCUAUGAAUUGUAUGACGAAGAUCAAGUUGAUGAAGAGAGCGAGGAAGGAUCAGAUGUAGAAUCAGUGGUUGAUCGUGAAAAUGUCAAGAUGAACGAACCCGAAGAAUCCGAUUCAGAAUUCUAUGAUGAAGGGGAUUUUGGUGAUCUUUAUGAGGAUACUGAUGAGGAGGUGGAUGAAGGCAAGGGGAAAGGGAAAGCGAAGGAAAAGGAAACUAUUGAUAUUGACUCGGAUUGA